This is a messenger RNA of Aspergillus niger, 1274 nucleotides long. RefSeq lists its product as uncharacterized. The transcript is spliced from 2 exons. NCBI's taxonomy places the organism in Eukaryota, Fungi, Ascomycota, Eurotiomycetes, Eurotiales, Aspergillaceae. The annotation marks the transcript as partial. Gene Ontology annotation, molecular function: transaminase activity; pyridoxal phosphate binding. The record is from RefSeq and is a predicted model, not a curated record.
AUGACCUCCCAGUCAAACAGUUCCCCACCCACGGAUCUAGACAACGCUCUGACCCACUACACCAAUGUCUAUCGCGCCAAGAACCCCAAAUCAUUCGAAGUCAUUCAAUCCGCCAGCAACAGUAUCCCCAGCGGCACAUCGCGCGGCGUACUCAUUCACGCCCCGCACCCGCUCGUCUUUCGCGGCGGAGAUGGCUGCUAUCUCACCUCGCUAGACGGAGAUGAAUACCUCGACUUGUCUCCGAAUACACCGCAGGAAUGUUCGGGCACUCGCAUCCGGCCAUCAUUGAAGCCAUCCACAGCGUCACACAGCAAGGGUUCACGCUGGGAGGUGUGAACAGCAAAGAAAGCGAGCUAGCUCAGAUUCUCGUCUCGCGGUUUCCAAGCAUAGACGCAAUCCGAUUCUGUAAUUCGGGUACGGAGGCGAAUAUGUUUUCGCUGGGGGUUGCUGUCGCAUACACGGGGAGAAGCAAGAUACUCGUCUUCAAAAACGGCUAUCACGGCGGCACGCUCACCUUCGGCGCUAACACCGCCCUCAAUCUUUCCCACGAAUUCAUCAUCGCAAACUACAACGACAUCCCGGAUACAAAAGCAAAACUCACUUCCGACAUCGGCGCCAUCCUCGUCGAACCCAUGCAGGCGGCAGGUGGAAUGAUCCCCGCUGACAUCGCCUUCUUGCAAUUCUUGCGCGACGAAGCGACCCGGCUGCAGGCAGUUCUUAUCUUCGACGAAGUGGUCACAUCGCGACUCAGCUACGGUGGACUCCAGGAACGGUACAGCAUCAUACCGGAUAUGACGACCUUGGGGAAGCAUUUCGGCGGCGGGUUCUCAUUCGGUGCAUUUGGUGGGAAGAGGGAGAUUAUGCGGUCGUUUGAGCCAGGGAAAAAGCAGUCUUUGUUCCAUACUGGAACGUGGAAUAAUAAUGUAUUUUCAAUGACUGCAGGGGUUGUAGCGGCGAAGUUGAUGAGUCGGGAAGAGCUGGAGAGGGCGAAUGACUUGGGGGAUCAUUUAAGGGAAGGAUUACGUCGGAUCUUCGAAGAUAAGCGUCGUGAUCUUCAGGUGAUCGUUAGCGGCAUAGGGAGUGCGGUAGGAGUGAAAUUCUUGGGUGAGAAUGGGGAAAUUAUUCGGGAUCUAUAUUAUUUCUAUUUGCUGAAUGACGGCGUAUAUAUGGCGCAUCGGGGGUCGUUUGCAGUCAAUUUGGUGCAUCGACGGGAGCAUGUGGACGUGGUAUUGGCGUUGACGAAGAAGUUUUGUGGGGAUAUAUUAGCUUUGUAG